Molecule: messenger RNA, 279 nt
Organism: Lactuca virosa
Lineage: Eukaryota; Viridiplantae; Streptophyta; Magnoliopsida; Asterales; Asteraceae
Source: the annotation of a GenBank genome assembly
AUGCAGGGUCGAGGUCGCAUAAAUCAACCCGGGAGUCACCCCGAUUUACCUUGGUAUACUUUUCCAAAUGUUGUAGCUCCCAAAGUGAUGAUUCAAUGGAAUGAAAAGCUAGCAUGGUUGAAGGAACGAAAGGUGCACAUGCCUGCAGAAAUCAACUGGAACUGGAUGGAAGAAGUUGGCCUAUCGGAGGCAAUUGAACCAUUUUUAACGAAAUCUUUUGAUGGGGUCCAAGGUUGGUUCAUUUUUAUGGCUUGGAGACGCCUUUUUCACAUCCAAUAA